GAGGAAACCCACAAAGCAUCGUUUGCACCCAUGUGAUCAAGUUAUUUCCUGGCCAACUUUUGGUAGAGGGUGGAGGAAUGUGGAGGGUGGAGUUCAAUCAGUCGUCCAAAUCACUAAAGUCAAAGCUCUGACACCGAGGGAGAGUCGGUGCUCAGUCUCAUCCGAUUACUUGCGAACAUCACCAUGUCCACGGCAGUGAAGUCUUGCUUUGUGCUCAUCGGUUUCAUCUUAGCAUACAUGAGUUAUUUGAUAUUGGGUGCGCUUGUUUUCUCUGCCAUCGAGCGGCCCGUCGAGGAGAACCUGAAGUCUGAGCUGAACUCCCUGAAAGAAGAGUUCCUCAACCUGAGCUGCAUCAACGCCACGGCCUUUGAAAGUUUCUUAGAACAAGUUUUAAAAGCGAACAAAUACGGCGUGUCCAUCCUUGAAAAUGCAUCGCUUCGGACGAACUGGGAUUUGGCGUCGUCGUUGUUUUUUGCCAACACCAUGGUCACGACAGUGGGGUAUGGUCACACCACGCCGCUCUCUGACACGGGUAAAGCUUUCUCCAUUGUGUACGCUUUGAUCGGAGUGCCCUUCACCAUGUUAGUGCUCACAGCCUGCGUGCAGCGCCUCAUGCAUCCGCUUACCUACGGGCCCAUCUCCGUGUGCCAGCGACGGGCCGGAUUGCAGCCACGCACUGCCAGCGUCAUGCACUUUAUUGUGUUGUUGUUGCUGGUGGUUCUGGCCUUCUUCGUGGUGCCUGCAUUGGUGUUCAGCGCUAUUGAAGAAACCUGGUCUUUCUUGGAUGCCUUUUAUUUCUGCUUCAUAUCCCUCUGCACCAUAGGACUGGGAGAUUUUGUGCCCGGGGAAAAACCAGGACAGCAGCUCCGGGGUCUGUACAAGAUAUCCGUCAUGGUGUACCUGUUCGUGGGCUUGAUGUUUAUGUUCCUGGUCCUUCGCACCUUCCACAAGCUUGCUGACGUGCACGGGUGGACGGCUUUCUUCCAACUGCCGAGCUACGAUGCAGAUACCGAAGAUAAAGAGCCCAUCAUUGAGCAGGAGCCUGAUGAAGAAUCAUCGCAGACUGACAAAGCCUCCGUUCAACCCCUGGAUCCAAGAUCUCAAGCUUCCUACAGCUCUAUAAACAGAUAAAGACUCUUUCCUCGUUCAUUCACACACUCGGAAUGGUCACUUUCCUUCACAGUGUCCUGCAUAAGUGAACAGAGUUUUCGUUGCAUUUUUGCAGCGUGCCCCCCCAGCAUCCACAAGGUGAAGACAAUCAUGAAUGAGCACGUGCAAUAUAAUACAUCUCACUCAGGGGACGGAGCAGGGUCUGAUGUUUGGGAUGAACAAGAGUCCGUGCAGACUUUGGUUCAUAAAAGAUGUGAUUGCUCUAACCCAAAGGACUUUGUUUCUGAUGGGUUUUUGUUAUGUGUAUGGUCUUUGUGGGGUGUAGAAACUGGCCCCCAGGACUUCCAAGUGGGGGAUUUUCUUAUUCCUAAUUUACCAAUUGAUGUGCCAUUCUUUGAAAAAACCUUUUGUGUGGAAAUUGUGACUAAUGCUAAUCCUAACGUUCAGUGUUUUCAGGUUCAAACUUAUUUCCAGAUCACCGUUUGUGUUAAGUUGCACAGCAUACGCCACGACUACUCUGUUCUGUAGAAACAGGAAGAGGAGGAUGAGGCUUCUGUGAAUGUGUAAGAACAUAAAAUGCACUUAAUAACUGGCUUUUUACCCAAGUUUACUGAAUUGUUGUAUAGUCAUUAUUAUACUGGAUACGGUUUGUCUUUAUUGUAGUUCAUUUAUUCAUUGUAUCAUUGAAAUUCAGAGACACGAAAAGGUGACUGAUAUUCACUGUCAGAGAUGUAAAAGGGGUUUUAAGACAUGCAUGCACAGAAAAAUAAAAAAGUUUUGUUUUUUGA
Triplophysa dalaica is the source of this 1898-nucleotide messenger RNA. It is a transcript of the gene kcnk6, whose product is annotated as potassium channel, subfamily K, member 6. NCBI's taxonomy places the organism in Eukaryota, Metazoa, Chordata, Actinopteri, Cypriniformes, Nemacheilidae. Gene Ontology annotation, biological process: potassium ion transmembrane transport; stabilization of membrane potential. The coding region runs from base 184 to 1131 and encodes 315 amino acids. The record is from RefSeq and is a predicted model, not a curated record. The transcript has 3 exons. Gene Ontology annotation, molecular function: potassium ion leak channel activity. Gene Ontology annotation, cellular component: membrane.